UGCUCUUUUAAUUAAAGCAAUGCAGCAGGGGAAAUUGCUGUCUGAAUAAUGUCUCGGAGAUGGGGGCCAGUGACAGUUGCCUGGAAACUUCAAUCUGUUCCCCCCGCAUUUAUUCCAGAUCACAGUUAUGAGAUAAAGUUUAAUAAAAAUCGUUUCCUCUGCCGCCAACGAAAUGAAAUCCAACCCUUUCUGAACGAGUGAGCACAAUGAGGCCGGACUGCGGAGGAAACCUCAUGUUCAACAUGUAUCUCUCAGAUCCAACAGAGAAUCUGUUGAAAGAAACCAAAGGGACUUCGUGGGGUCCAUUAAACACCGGAGUACAGAAAGGCAGCGGGCAGAUCCAGCUGUGGCAGUUCCUCCUGGAGCUGCUCUCCGACAGCACCAACAUGUCCUGCAUCGCCUGGGAGGGAACCAACGGCGAGUUCAAGCUCAUCGACCCGGACGAGGUGGCCCGACGCUGGGGGGAGCGCAAGAGCAAACCCAACAUGAACUACGACAAGCUGAGCCGCGCGCUGCGCUACUACUACGACAAGAACAUCAUGACUAAAGUGCACGGCAAGAGGUACGCGUACAAGUUCGACUUCCACGGCCUGGCGCAGGUGUGCCAGCCCUCCACCACGGAACAGGCGCUCUACAAGUUCCAGGGCAACUUUUCCCCGAUUCCCUUUUCAGGGAUCUCCAAACUGAACCUCAUGGCUCCGGCCGUGGGGCCCUCGGGCUUCUCCUACUGGCCCGGAUCCGCACCCACAGCGCUCUACCACAGCCACAACCUGCAGCCGCCGGGGCCCUUUGGCACAAUGUCCCCGUCCCACGUCAGCUGUGUCAACCACAUCAACGGCCUGAGCGCCGUCAACGGUCACUACAACUGACCACAGGGGGGCGUCUGUGGGUCACACAGGACUGUGAGGACAGUGGUGGAGGAGGGAGGAGGGAAGGGGGAGACGGAGAGAGGAGAGGAAGGCUGAGGGAGGAAAAAGGCAUCUUAAAUUCUCACCCAAUAAAAGUAAAAACAAGUAAAUAAAUGAGUGAAUCGGUAAAUAGACAGAAAUAAAAACACGUUUUUGUUG
Messenger RNA from Cynoglossus semilaevis (tongue sole), 1067 nucleotides. It is a transcript of the gene fev, whose product is annotated as FEV transcription factor, ETS family member. The transcript has 3 exons. Gene Ontology annotation, cellular component: nucleus. Bases 207 to 869 code for a protein of 220 amino acids. The record is from RefSeq and is a predicted model, not a curated record. Gene Ontology annotation, biological process: regulation of transcription by RNA polymerase II; cell differentiation. Gene Ontology annotation, molecular function: sequence-specific DNA binding; DNA-binding transcription factor activity, RNA polymerase II-specific. Lineage: Eukaryota; Metazoa; Chordata; Actinopteri; Pleuronectiformes; Cynoglossidae.